Messenger RNA from Microstroma glucosiphilum, 717 nucleotides. RefSeq lists its product as hypothetical. Gene Ontology annotation, biological process: protein transport; late endosome to vacuole transport; endosome transport via multivesicular body sorting pathway. NCBI's taxonomy places the organism in Eukaryota, Fungi, Basidiomycota, Exobasidiomycetes, Microstromatales, Microstromataceae. The transcript has 3 exons. The coding region runs from base 83 to 715 and encodes 210 amino acids. Gene Ontology annotation, cellular component: ESCRT III complex; multivesicular body. The record is from RefSeq and is a predicted model, not a curated record.
AUUCAGGCAGGUUAAGAUCCAUAGCCUCCCACGACUUCCUUGUUCGACCAGAUAGUGUAAUCCCCACACAGCAAGAGCAGUAAUGAGCGGCCUUGAAAAGUCUCUUUUCCAGCUCAAGUUCACCGCUAAGUCUCUGCAGCGCCAAUCCAAAAAGGCGACAAAGGACGAAGCAGCAGAGAAGGUCAAGUUGAAGAAAGCCCUAUCUCAGGGCAACGCCGAGGGAGCACGCAUCUACGCAUCCAAUGCGAUCCGGAAAAAUAAUGAGAGUCUGAAUCUGCUGAGGUUGUCCAGCCGCAUCGACGCUGUAGCAAGUAGGGUGGAAACGGCGGUCACGAUGAGGGGUGUGACGAGCAGUAUGGCUAGUGUGGUCAAAGGGAUGGACAAGGCCAUGGAUAGCAUGAACCUAGAGCAGAUCUCAAUGGUCAUGGAUAAGUUCGAGACCCAAUUCGAGGAUCUAGACGUUCAGACGUCAUACAUGGAGGGUACAAUGGGCUCCUCUGUGGCUUCCUCCACGCCCCAAGAUCAAGUCGAUCUUCUGAUGGCAAAGGUAGCAGAUGAGAAUGGCAUCGAGUUCGGUCAGAAGAUGGGAGAGGUUGGACUGGAGGGCAGAGUCAAGGAAUUGGAGCAUGAGAAGGGUCAAGGCGCUGCUGUCAAGGAGGACGGAGAGGAGGACAAGCUGGCGCAGAGAUUGAGGGCUCUUAGACCGGCAACGUGAUA